GCGCCAGACGCUGCUGGUGUUCGCGACGGUGUGCCCGCUCAUCAGGGAGCACUACGACCAACUUGUCGCCCUGUGGCCGUCCGUUGCCGACGAGCUGAGAGCUUCCGCUGGGCUGAUGGUGAUGCUGGUCUCGAGCUGGGAGUCCGACUGGGGCCUCCUCAAGUGGUUCGACGCCCGCGACGUCGCGAUGGUCGGUCGGUGCCGCGAGCGAGACCGCUACCUCGCUGACGACCGCGUCGGGGCCCGCGCCGCGGCCCGGGGGGGAGGCCCGCUGGUGCCCGAGCUUCUGGGCGUCGAGGGCCGUCUUGGGCGUGGCGGCCUCCUGGCUGAUCCCGGCUUCGCCGAGGUGCCCAGCUCCAUGACGGAGCAGUCCACGUGGUCGGACAUCAUGGCCCUGGAACCCCGCGUGAUUCUACGUGGGCUGGAGAGAGUGAGCCGCGCCAGGCUUGGCCGCGACAUUCGCCAGCUUCUGUUUGCAGACAACUUGGGGCUCGAACUCGCCGCAGGCAGAUGGCGGUGUCGGACCUUCAAAAUCCUUGUCGUCUUGCGCAGAAUGGCCGCCCGGUGUCUCAGUCGCAACAUCCACCUCCCUGUUCGGUGGAUCCCGUCGGAGAGGAAUCCCGCUGACGCCCGCACUGUCGUUUUCAGCCUCAGUCAGUUUCGGCUGACCUUAGACAGGGCGAUGUUGGCCGACCCUGUCCCUUGUGAGCGCGCUCCCCGUGACGCACCUGCGUCCAUGCAGCCGAACCUCUCUACAUCAGAUGUCAGAGUGCGAGUGCUGGCCUCGCCCCAGGCCGGAGGCCCGUUCGCUUCGUGGCAGCGCAGUUCCCCGGUGCUGGGGGCCAGGAGCACGUUCGGGGUGAGAGCUUUGGCCCGCCGCGCCAGUCAGCCACGUCUCUCGAACGCCGAGGCGAAGUUUCUGCUGAAGCAGUUGCGGCCGUUGAUCAGCUCCGAACCGCGGUUCGCCGAGGACUCGGGCUCCGACGGCGAGGCGUAG
This is a messenger RNA of Prorocentrum cordatum, 997 nucleotides long. NCBI's taxonomy places the organism in Eukaryota, Dinophyceae, Prorocentrales, Prorocentraceae. The record is from the annotation of a GenBank genome assembly.